AUGUCUUCCGGACCCGAAUACAGCAGCCCGGCGCCGACAAAGGACCAGCUCGAUCCGUUCAGAAAGACAUCACUGGUGCCUUAUGUCGACGCUGCCACAGCGCCACCUGCGAUUGCCGAGAAAUUGAAAGUCUUGCCGUUCAGGCGCAACAUUUUCCAUUUGCUUGCCCAUUCCGAGGGGUUAUUCCCGCACCUGAUUGGAGUAAUUGGUAGCUGCUUCAACGGCGAAGCACGCACCGUGCAGUUGCUCGACUGGCAACUCAUUGUUCUUCGCACUGCCACAACCUUGAAGGCGAAGUAUGAAUACGAUGUCAAUCUACCAGUGGCGGAGCUUUACGAGAUGCCACAGGCGAAGAUUGAUGCCAUGGGAUGCAGUGCCCAGAGCAUUGUGGAUGGCGAAGGCCCUUGGUCCGAGCGAGACAGGGUCAUACUCCGCCUGGUAGAUGAGCAGCUCGUCGACUACACGAAUGCGGAGGAGACGAUCAGAGAUGCGCUCGAGGUCCUCUCAAAUGCUGAGUUGGUCGAAACUUUGAUCAUCUUGGGCACGUAUGCACUCAUUGCAAGGGUUAUUCGGGCGCUUAGAAUUGAUGAUGAUCAGCCAAUUCGUCCCGAGGGAUUGAUGGAAUCGCUGAGAAAGUCGGUGACGCCGACUGUGCCGCGUACUUGA
Messenger RNA from Cercospora beticola, 666 nucleotides. RefSeq lists its product as uncharacterized. NCBI's taxonomy places the organism in Eukaryota, Fungi, Ascomycota, Dothideomycetes, Mycosphaerellales, Mycosphaerellaceae. The record is from RefSeq and is a predicted model, not a curated record.